UCCCUGGACUGGACUGGUUCAAAACUAACGAUAAGUUAUACAACAAUAGGAGGUACAGUGGAAAUGGUACUAAGGGUCAAAGGUCAUUCCGGUAGUCUUGUGAUCCGUUAACCAUUAACCAUUAUACUUGUUCUGGUCACAGAAAGACAGAAAAAUGUUUAACUGUUUCCUUUUUUUGACGAAUCAUCAUGCCAGUCUAGAGGCUAAACGUCCUUCCAUGAAUACAGCUAUGGCUUGACUGUGAUUCGAACCCUGAACUCUGUAGUGCCUGAUCGACAUUGCUACAAAACAGACCAACCCAAAAUCUUGCCAUAUGGGUAACGAACAGACGAGACCGGCGGAGGUAACAAGAGAAACGGAUCUACCGACGGACGAACUCCUUACGUGUGGGAUCUGUCUUGAAGAUUUCAAGACGCCGAAGUUGUUACCUUGUGGGCACACCUUUUGUCAGGCUUGCCUGGAGAGUUACGCACGAGGGGCAUCGGACAUGACCUGCCCUGUUUGUCGGCGGCAGGUGGCCAUCCCGCCCGAGGGAGUCGGUGCGCUUCCCGGUAACUUCUGGGUCGGGAACGUACGGGAGUUGUUGAAGGGACAGAGGCGGGAGCGUAGGGUGAAUGCCGGUGGGGCUAGAAGGCUGUGUGUGGUUCAUGGUGACGCCGAGUUUCGCUGUUACUGCAAAGAUUGUAGCCAGCCUGUGUGCGCGGAGUGCAUCGUUGAAUCACACCGAGACCACGACGUGUCGUCCUUGCGAGAAGUGACGGAGGAAAAGUGCGAGGAGGCCGCCGAGCUGCAGAGGAGCGCCCGGCGGAGGGUCGACCGGGUCGUCGAGAAACUCCAAGCCUUCGACGAGUCCAGAAUCGACUGCGAGAGGAAGGAGGAGACGCUGGAGAAAAAGAUCUUAGCCGCGAAAGAGGAGGUCAUAAAGCGGGCAGAGCAAAGUGCGGCUUCCCUUAUCGGCCAGGCCAGAACUGUUUACAAAAAGAGAGUCGAACAAUUGGACGGGAGGGCACAAUUUUUAGAAUCUCACUUGGCCGCCAUGUUGAAAGGACUAGAUGACCUUGACUGCGCGGUCAAUCACGCUGACAUUCCAGGCCUUGAUUCCAAGAUGGAGGCGCUAUCAGAAGUACUUGAACUUGAAGUAGAUACGACUACGCAAGUGCCGGCGAGCCCGCAAGUCGAUUUUGUCCCUCAAAAAGUAGCGGUUAAUCUUGGGAAGGUUGAGGUCAAAGAUCAAGCAGAUGGCGCGAAAGUUGAACGAAGACGUGAGGGUGACGGUCGUCUCAAAGUUGCACCAGCGAUUCCUCCUAAGAAAGUUCCUCAAAAAAUAUCCAAGUAUGGAAGCAAGGGAACGGGUGAGGGUCAUUUCGAAUGUCCUAUCCGGGCCACCGUAUCCAACGACAGGGUGUACAUCCUGGACAAGGCGCUAGGGGGCAGGGUCCAAGCGUUUAAUCUCCAAGAUGGCGACGUCAUCUCCAGUUUCGUGCUCGGUUUCAGCAGCGGUGUCACCUUACUGAGUGGCGGCUUAUUGGUUGAAGCGAGCGGUGACGUGUACGUCGCAUGUAGCGUGACGGGUGCAAAACGGGCCAACGUCUUGUGGUCGCACUCAGGGGAACCAACGAAAGUCGUUCUAAGAAUUGGCUCCGGAAACGACCCCAUAUCUGACGCAGCUUCUUUGCCUGAAGAUAGAAUAGCCUUAGCCCUUAAAGGAAAGGUCUGUAUAAUCGAUAAGACUGGACAGAAACUUUCAGAAUUCUCAACCCAUUCUGAAGGCGUUAUAAAUAUCUGUGUGUACAAAAGCGCCAUUUUGCUGUCUUUACACAAAGAGCAGAAAAUCCGAGUGUACAAACCGUCGGGUGAGCUCCGACACGAGUUCGGAGCAGACGCGCACAUGAGCGCACCCUGUGGACUCACUGUGGAUCUGCAGGGUAGGGUGCUCGUGACUGACGGACCGAGCGGGCGGGUGAGCGUGUUCGACGGGCGGAAGGACGGGGAAUUUCUCCGGUAUGUCGCCUCGCAGGAGGACGGGCUGGGGUACCCCCGGGACGUCGCGUGUACAGGGGACGGUCGCGCUGUUGUGGUGGACUCACAGCACAACUGUGUGUUUAUUUUCAACUACUGA
Messenger RNA from Branchiostoma floridae (Florida lancelet), 2119 nucleotides. Its product is annotated as tripartite motif-containing protein 2-like. NCBI's taxonomy places the organism in Eukaryota, Metazoa, Chordata, Leptocardii, Amphioxiformes, Branchiostomatidae. Bases 314 to 2119 code for a protein of 601 amino acids. The record is from RefSeq and is a predicted model, not a curated record. Gene Ontology annotation, cellular component: nucleoplasm; chromatin. Gene Ontology annotation, molecular function: zinc ion binding; ubiquitin-protein transferase activity; protein binding. The transcript has 3 exons. Gene Ontology annotation, biological process: positive regulation of DNA-templated transcription.